AACGUAUAUUAAUGUAUUACCAUUAAUAAUAAGAGACUUUCCCUUGGUAUCAAAUGUAAUGUCACUCACACGGUCAACGUUGUUGUCGUUAUAUUUGUAAUUGUUAACUGUAAUUGUGAACGGACUUUUAAUUGCUACUGUAAUGAUAUUAAAGUACAAUUAAAUUAUAAGGUAGACAGAGAACGAUAAAGAGAAAGAGAGAGAGAGAAUGAGAGACACAGAGAUGAUUGAAAAUUUACUUUAACUACAGGUGUAUUUACUUUAAAUACACAGGUAACAAUGAAAUUAAAUGUUAAUUUGAUACAACCCCCCUGUAGGUACAUUUUUACUAGUGUUAAAUAUAAUAGAUAUCUCAGUGAUAUCACUAAUCAUUUGAAACAUUUUAAAAUGGUUCGUUGUAGUUGUUGUUUUCAUUGACUUGAAAUUAGUUAAUUUGUGAUGAAGAGGAAAAAAAUUACUAUCAACGUAGCAAAGUUUUCAAUAUUGUUUACUAUGUUUUAAUCUUGUCCAUUGUUUUUUAACUGUUACCUUAACUAUAUUUCUAAUUAGAAGUGAUCAGUGUCACCAAUAAGUUAAUUGUGUAUCUCCUUUUUUGAGCUAUCAUUUGGAAUCAUCAUCAGCAGCAUUUGUUUAUAUUGUUUAAAUCUAAAUAGUUUCAACCAGAAAUGGAAAAUGUUUACACGGAAUAUAUUAUCGACGAAACAAUUGUGACCAAUGAUCCUAAUCAGUCACAGGUAAAUGUUAUUAAUCCAUUAUUAUCUACUCAAGUAACAAAUAGGAAUUUAAAUAGGGAUGUUGGUGAUGGAGAUAAAGACGGUGCUGGGGAUGGUGAUUUAAAUAUUUGUAUUGAAGAUGAAAGAAGGUCCAACCUUGUGGAUUAUGUUUAUGAAGAUAAAUUGUCCCCAAGAACAAGGAUAAGACCAAAUGAGAGAGCGGUAAUAAGAUCAACUGCUAACGUAAAUGAUUAUUUAUCUUCACCUAAUUAUCAACCAAUCUCACCGGUGGAAUCACCAUUGGGCCUCGCAGUGGCAAGUGCUUUAGAUGAUUCUUAUUUUCCCGUAUCAGAGGAAUCAAUUGAAGUGGAAAAUAAAAGACCAGAAGAUUAUUAUGAUGAUACUAGUCAAUCUCAACAAUCACCAACCGGUGACCCAUUUAGACCUGAGUGUCAAAUACCUUUACCAGGUACGAUGGAUCAAUACCCGUUUAUGGAUAAUCGAACUUUUGUCCGACGUCGAAAUGAACGUGAACGUACAAGAGUUCGUAAUGUCAACGAAGGAUUUGAAAGGUUAAGACAACAUUUACCUACACCUAAAAGUUGUAAAGAUAAAAGAUUAUCAAAAGUAGAAACACUGAGAGAAGCAAUUAACUACAUUAAACAUCUUCAAAAUCUUUUGAAAUCAGAUUCAAACAAAUAGAAAAGAUUAAAAUGGAAGUGAGAGAGAGAGAGAAAAAAAAAUCAUGAUGAUGACGAUAAUAAUGAUAAACUAAUAAGCUAAUCAGUAGAUUAACAAUAAACAACAUUUAAUUGCAAUCAACCUAUUUUUUUAAAUCUCCUUUUCUGUUUGAUUGUAUUUCCUUUUCAUAAGAUAAAAUUUUAUAUAUUUGAGUAACUGAAUUGAAUUUCUUUCAGCUAAUUCGCAUGAAAAACAGAUUGAUUUGUUUCGACUAACAAAUUAAAGAUAUCAAUUUAUCUCAAUGUGUUCCAAUUGUUUUGAUUGUUAUGUUUUUUUUUCUUAUAUCACAAUUUGAUUUUGUAUGAUACAGUUUAUAUCAUUUGAAUCAAUGAUUAACUAAUAACAUUACAUAUAAAAACAACGACAACAAUCAUGCUGACAAUGAGUUAACCUUGUUAAGUAAAGAAAAAAAAGAAUCGGAUUAACAUAACUAAAUAAAGUUGAACAUUUAUCAUGAGAAUUGUGAACUCAAUUAAUAGCAAUUAAUGACAAUACACUUAGAGAUGUUUCUACUAUUACUACUGUAUCUUGACUUUGGCAACAAUUUGGAAAAGUAAAAAAAAGAACCAUUAAGAGAUAAUUAAGGAUCAAUUGAUCAAUUUACACCUUUGCAGAUACACAAAUAAAUAUAAGGAGUAAUAAUACUGAUGAUGAUAACUGCCGAUAAUGAUUUUGAUUGAAGUAGAGUAACUGAACCUUUCAAAUUGUUAUUUUUUUCUUUGGUUGCAAACUAAGUUCUUUAUGUUUUUCUUGUGUUAAUUGUGAGCAUCAUCUGAGUGUUGUUGCUUCAUUUAGUGUAUGGUAGGUGGUAGAUAUAAGGAUAAUCAUAUAAUAGUAACAUGUAAUCUAAGGGAAAAAUCCAUAAAGAGAAGCAAAUAAUUUAAGGAAGAAAGAGAAAGAGAGAGAGAGAAAAGUCAUCAUCAUCGCCAGUAAACCAGAUAACGAUAUAGUUAAAUUGAUUAUACACAUGAAGCAGAAUAAAUGUGAGAUAUAACAACCUGAAUAUUAUACCAGUAGAAGAGGGAGCAUAAGAUGAAGAGCAAGAAGCAGAAUCAAAAUGGCGAAGAUGCAAUAAGCAAGACAAUCAAGUUAACGAUAUUGUAAAAGUAAUGCAUUUAAUAGCAAGAGUAAUAUCUUAGUGAAAGGCAAUAUAAAGGGCGAAACUGAUUCACGCGUUAAGUUUAAAAAAAAUCAAAGAAGAUGAGGAAGAAGAAUUAAGGAAGGAAAGAAAGAUAGAGAGAGAGAGAGAGGCCUAAAAAGAUGACAAGAAAGUAAAGUACGAGAAGAAGAGAGGGAGAAGGAGGCGAAAUGAGGGACGUAACAAAAUUUACAAGAUGAUAAAAAAGAGAAAGAGAAAUAACCUCUGAUGAAGACAAAUGAUUUAAAAACCGAUAUAAUCAUCAUAUUAUACUAUUGUUACCACAGGAAAAUGAAAUUAGUAUUAAUAGUUUUUAAUACUGUAAACGGAAAUCUUUUUUAUUGUGAAAAAAAUUAUCUUCAUAUGAUUAUAAUCACUAUUUAUAUAAUCAUCAUUAAAGAUAUUAAAUAAGCUAAAUUGUGACAGGGAAAAUAAAGUCAAGAGAGUGAGAGAGCCACACACAGAAAAAAGUUUGUGUGUCCUCUUUUCAAGUGACUUGGCCACUUGAUAAUCAUUUGUAAACUAAUGGUUUUAAAUGAUGAAACAAUUUAAUGCAUCUUCCUUUGGUCUUCAUGGGAAAAGAAAGAGAGAGAGAGAGAUGAUGAUUAUGAUGAUAGAGAAAGAGUAAGAUGAGAAUUAGAAGCCCCAUAGAGAGUAGAAAAAAGGAAGAGAGAAAAAGCUAGAGAAGAAUGAGGAAAGGCUAAUAAAAGGUUGAUGAUGUUACUUUAAAAGAGGAAAGUUAUGAUGGUCAGAAAGAGAGAAAAAAAGAGAGAGAGAAGGAGACUUUCUAGAGUUUUUUAAAUCUUCUUUUGGACAUAAAAUCGCAGCACACCCAUAGUGAGAGUAUAAACCUAGGAAUGAGACUUUUGACCCAGCAUCCUUUGCAUAUUUAUCAUCAUUUCAGCAUCAUCCUCAUCCCAAUCUCCAUCAACACUGAAUGUCAAUAAUUUGCUUUGAGUUAACAUAUGGCUUCAAUCUGACUAACGUUAUCGUUAUUUGAGGUUAGAGGUUUUAUAAUUGUCGGUCAACAAACACACUGACCGAUGGAAAGGAUGAAGAGAAGGAAGAUGGAAGAUGACGAAGAUGGUGUUUGCAAAAUGCAAACAUCCAAUGAAAGAGAGAGAGAGAGAGAGAGAGAGAGAGAAAUAAAAGCAAAUAGAGCAAGAAGGUAAAAAAGCGUAAAAGUAAACUGAGUACGACAAUAAGGAGUGUAAGUAGAAGGAGGAAAGAUGAUGCGAGAGAGAAGGAAAGAAAAGACAAAACAAAAAAUGGAACUAAAAACAGAUUAGUAGCG
Molecule: messenger RNA, 3886 nt
Organism: Panonychus citri (citrus red mite)
Lineage: Eukaryota; Metazoa; Arthropoda; Arachnida; Trombidiformes; Tetranychidae
Exons: 1
Coding region: 666-1415 (249 amino acids)
Biological process (GO): developmental process; regulation of transcription by RNA polymerase II
Molecular function (GO): protein dimerization activity; RNA polymerase II transcription regulatory region sequence-specific DNA binding; DNA-binding transcription factor activity, RNA polymerase II-specific
Source: RefSeq, a predicted model, not a curated record